GAAACGGGGAUGAGCUGUUUUGGGGUGUUCGUGCAGCCAAGAAAUCUUGAGUGGGAGUUGUCGGAACUGAUUUCUUGGGUCUUUUGUAUCGUAUAAGCACAGAUUACUACCGCGCCAGCCGCAGCCAUGCCCGGGAUAGAGAAGCUUCCGAUAGAGGAGACGUUGGAGGACAGCCCGCAGACGCGGUCCCUGCUGGGAGUGUUUGAGGAGGACACUGCAGCGAUGUCCAACUACUGCAGUCAGCUCUACCAGGCCAUGCAGAGGAUUUAUGAUGCACAGAACGAGCUCAGUGCUGCCACACACCUGACCUCCAGACUGCUGAAAGAGUACGACAAACAGCGUUUUCCUCUAGGGGGCGAUGACGAGGUGAUGAGCUCCACCCUGCAGCAGUUUGCAAAAGUCAUCGAUGAGUUGAGUUCCUGUCAUGCUGUCUUGUCCACCCAGCUUGCAGAUGCCAUGAUGUUUCCCAUCACUCAGUUUAAAGAGAGAGACCUGAAGGAGAUCCUCACUCUGAAGGAAGUCUUCCAAAUAUCCAGUGAUGAUCAUGAUGUAGCCAUGAACAGAUUCAGCCGUCUGUCCAAGAAGAGAGACAACGACAAGCUGCGGGCGGAGGCCGUGGAGGACGUCUACACCUCCCGCAAGAAACAGCACCAGACCAUGAUGCACUACUUCUGCUCGCUCAACACGCUGCAGUACAAGAAGAAGACAGCGCUGCUGGAGCCGCUGCUGGGAUACAUGCAGGCACAGAUCAGUUUCUUUAAGCUGGGUUCAGAAAAUCUCACCCAGCAGUGGGAGGACUUCCUGGGAACAAUAGGAACCAGCGUCCAGAAUGUGCGUCGGGAGAUGGAGACGGAGGUCGGGCAGAUGCAUGAGACGAUCCAGGAGAUGGAACGAUCAUGUGACCCUCUGUACGUACCAUGUGACCCUGACCCCGCCCACUCACCUGUCUGCAGGAACCUGACCAGGAAACAGGGCUACCUGCACAUCCGCAAUAAGACGGGGCUGGUGUCGUCGUCCUGGGAGCGUCAGUACUUCUUCACGCAGGGCGGUAACCUGAUGCAGCAGGGCCGCGGAGAGGUGGCGGGGGGGCUCGUCACCGACCUGGACAACUGCUCCGUCAUGGCGGUGGACUGCGACGACCGCCGCUUCUGCUUCCAGGUCACUUCCUUUGAUGGCAAGAAGGUGGUGACGCUGCAGUCGGAGAGCAGGAGGGACUGCGAUGAGUGGAUCUCCACCAUCAACAACAUCUCCAAAAGGAUCUACCUGAGUGAGAACGCAGAGGAGCUUGCUGCUAGAGUGAACCAAUCAGCUCUUGAAGCUGUGACGCCGUCGCCGUCCUUCCAGCAGAGGCACGAGAGCAUGAGACCCAGCAGUAAAGGGCGUGCGGGCCGAGCUAGCAGCAUCAGCUCUGUCGGCUCCGAGCUGUCGCCGGCCCUCUCUGUGCUCUCAUUGGACGCCCUGGUCGCCCCGGAAACACCAAUCCAGUUUGACAUCAUAUCCCCCGUCACCGAGGAGAACUCGGGACAGAGCAAGACGGCAGCACAGUCCGGCAGGAGGAGUAACCCGUUUGGAGAGUCAGGGGACAGCACUUCAGAGGACAGUGAAGACUCGAUCCUCCACCAGCUCUUCAUCGUUCGCUUCCUGGGCUCCAUGGAGGUGAAGACCCCCGAGUCAGUGGACAUCAUCUCAGAGACCAUGAGGCAGAUCCUGGCAGCGAGAGCCAUCCACAACAUCUUCAGGAUGACCGAGUCCCACCUGCUGGUCACCUGCGACUGCCUCAAACUCAUUGAUCCUCAGACGCAAGUCACUCGACUCAGGUUCCCUCUCUGCACGGUGCUCCAGUGUUCCUCCCAUCAGGACAACAAGAGGCUGUUUGGUCUGGUCCUGCAGCCUGCAGGCGGGCCGGGGGACAGCCGAGCCGUCUGCUACAUCUUCGAGUCCAACAACGACGGAGAGAAGAUCUGCGACAGCGUUGGCUUGGCAAAACAGAUAGCCUUCCACUCUGAGAUGGACCGUAAGGCCGUGGAGAAGAGGAAGGAGACCGACAAGGCCAAAGAGAAACAGCAGGAGGAGCUCAGCAAGCAGAAGCAGAUCGAGAAGGAUCUGGAGGAGCAGAGCCGUUUGAUCGCCGCCUCGAGUCGCCCCGGCAACCCACCCGCCGCUGACGAGCAGUUCCUCGUGCUCAGCAACAGCCAAUCAGAGGACAGCGACGCCGGAGAGGAGGGGAAGAAGAAGGGGGAGUCUGAAGCCUAACGAGAGCUAACGGAGCGUGUUUUAAGUUGACUCCCAGGUGGUAAUAUCGAAGCAACAGCUCAGGAAUCAGAGGAGGGGAACACCACCCGCCCUCCCAGGCUGCCUGGGAGUGCAAAGCAAGCGCUCCCUCUCUGCUGGACUAAACUAAACGCACAUUACAAGAUGUGGAGGGGAAACGUCUCGUCACAGACUUAUGUGUUUUAUUCUUCUGUGUGUAAAAUAACGCAGCUUUUUAUACUGGCUUCACUUUCCAGAAAAAAAUGCAAAUAUGGAUUUAACCUGCCAGGUUCUGAUUUUUAUUUUAUUUUAAAGAAAGGGCUAACAGCUAAGACAAAGUGGUUUGGGAUCUGUGAGAGAGAAAAGCCAGAUAUCCAAGGUUUCUCUGAGGACAUCGAACACCUCAGUGGUGAAAUAGUGUGAGAGGAAGUCUUAUUUUGUCCUUCCUGUUUGUUUUGAAGCAUCCUUCCAAGCUUAUUUUUCUCCUUUCUUAAAGAGAAACACAUUCAGAGGUCUACAUCAUCAUCCAUUCAGCAUCGAUGUGUUGGUUUUAUUGCAAAAUUGGCCUGAAUUUGGUGGAAAAUACACAAAUACAAAACAAGAAUCUUAGUUAAAGUUGCGUCUCAAAGAUUUCAUAUUAACACAUCAAUGUUGUUUUGUCGAUAUAUAACCUUUUUUUUAUUUUUCAUCCCGGUUGGAAGUCCCUGGGUAAAUGAUAAUUAAAAUGAUUCCGUUGAAAGGAUUAUUAACAAUUGUUAAAGUUCAGUCUAUAUUUUAUUUUUAUUUUAUUUUCUCUUCACUAUAUAUGUAAAGCGUCUUUGUGCACCUGUAAAAGCGCUAACAAAUUAAAUCGAUUAUUAUUAUUAUAUUUAAAGGUGGGGUAGGUAAGUUUGAGAAACCGGCUCGAGAUACACUUGUUGUUAUAUUCCAUGGAAUGCUCUUAACAUCCCGAUAGCAAUGAAUAUCUGAAGUGCUUUGACAAUAAAUCCAUAAAAAAAUGUCAUCUCUGGAAGCCGUAGCUCUGUAAAAAGCACGACCAAUCAUCUGAGCCGGCCCGGCUAAAAUAACUGGAUGGCCUACCUGCCUGUCAGCCUUCCAUCUGUGCACAAACUUAUCUCGUGCCCUCAUUGGUCAUGUGCGCGUUCGUGUGUGUUGGAGGAGGGGCUCUGUAAGGAAGUGGCCGAUUUCUUCCGGUUGUGUAUUUUCAAAUUCUAGCGCACUCGAGCUGGUUUCUCCAAAAUGACCUACCCCACCUUUAAAGUAAAACAUACACACAAACUGGCGUUCAUAAGUUACUUAUAGAAUAAAUACCAACACUUUCAGGCCAGUUUGUGCCUGAUGUUUGAGUUAAUUGAUCGUGAAAUCAUCAUAUCAGGUCUCUGUAUGGAAACACAGAUCCAUGCUUCCAGUUAUUUUUGCAAUUGUAUGCAAAUUAUUCAAGACAAACGUAUCUCUUUAAAAUAUCACCCAGUGAAAUUCCAGCACUACUUUUUCCUUUUAUCAUAGUAAUGUAGGUCAAAUGCUCCUUUGACUUUAUCCAUAGUGAACGUUUUUGGCCAAAACCCCUUUUUUAUUUAGGAGAAAAUAAUUUUUAAAAAAGCACCUUUUAACAGGCUUCAGUGUCCAUGAACUGUGUUAUGUUUCACAAUUCCUCCUUUUCAGUGUUUCAGGUUUGGUUUGUGGUUAAUCUAGAAAAACGAACUAUAUCAUUAGUCAUGUUUUUAUGGGAUGUGCAUUAGCAUGUUGGACUGGAGGCACAGGAGACUGCAAAGGAAAUCUGAUAUUCAACACUUUAUAUGAAGAUUUUGCCUCCAGAAGUAACCUAUCUGCCUCUAACGAAAUGACUAGUUGCAUGACAGUAGUGCUCUAAUGACCAUAUCACAGGAGAGCCGCAGAUGCCUCGCUCUUCUUUCUUUCUCCUAAAGAUGGAUCUGGGAACUGAAAGCACAAGUUUUUUAUUAAAAGGUCUCGUCCCUUUUUUUUGUCUUCUGAUAAGCUGGUACGUUUUACCCAUUCAGAAACUUUGAAGGAAAUCUAACAUUUAAACACAAACUUCCUGCUAAUUCCUGAGCUGAGUCAGUUUCUCCUGACGUCACAAUAUUUAUCUGUGCUUUUACUAAAUGUUUGUCAUUUGGGGCCUUUUCUGUUUUUCACAGGGUUUUUUCAUGAAUCUGCCUUUUUAUCCAGAAUGAUUCACAGCAAUAUGUUGUAAGUAUGUAUCAGCAUUUAGGAAGAAUAAAUUAUUAUUAAAGUUAGUGGUCACCGCCUCCUGUGGGGAGCCUAAGUAAACGGUUACUGAUGAUUAUUUGAUUUGAGUUAUUUUUCCUUUGGGCAGUGUUUUGUUGCUAUUACCUGGUGAAGAAGCUGAAGUGGAGCUGCACUUUGCUGACGCGGGAAAACACGAUGAUGUUAAACUGUAAAUAUGUCUUAGUGGAAAUUGUUCCGUGUAAUGAACAAUAAAAUAAAUAAAAAGGCUUUUCAGUGAUAAAUAAAAGCACUAACUCCA
Molecule: messenger RNA, 4756 nt
Organism: Gymnodraco acuticeps
Lineage: Eukaryota; Metazoa; Chordata; Actinopteri; Perciformes; Bathydraconidae
Gene: appl1
Product: adaptor protein, phosphotyrosine interaction, PH domain and leucine zipper containing 1
Exons: 22
Coding region: 127-2253 (708 amino acids)
Biological process (GO): signaling
Cellular component (GO): cytoplasm; endosome membrane
Molecular function (GO): protein binding
Source: RefSeq, a predicted model, not a curated record